AUGGCCUGCUGCUUCGCCUUCCUGGCUCCGGCGAACCGCGCGAAGCGAGCCCCGGAAGCUCCGGGGGCUCCGAUCGCUCCGGCGAUCGCGGCGCCGGUGGGGCCGCUGCUGCCGCGGCAAGCGGCGGACCGGCUGCGGGAGGGCAACGAGCGCUUUGCGCAAGGCUGCACCGUGCAUGGCGCGAGCCACGAGAUCGUGCGCAAGCAGCUGGAGGCUGUGGCUCAGGCGCCCUUCUCAGCAGUGGUGGGCUGCUCGGACCUGCGGGCGCCUCUGGAGGCGAUCUUCGACGCCCCGGCCGGGGAGAUCUUCGCGGUGAGGAACGCGGGGAACAGCUGCGCGCACGCGGAAGGCAGCCUAGUGGGCAGCCUGGAGCUGUGCACCAGCAAACUCGGCACCAGCCUGAUCCUAGUCCUGGGCCACACGAAGUGCGGGGCCGUGUACGGCGCCACCCGGACCUUCCUCGAGGCCAAGGCGACUUCGGUGUCUACGGCGUUGGAGGGCUUGAUGCAGGAGAUGUCCGCCGUGGCUGAGCAGGCGGCGCUGGAGCAGAGCGGCCGAAGCUUUGAGGAAAUCGCCGCCCAUGCGGUGCGGGUGAACGUGUUCCACACGGUCCACUUCUUAUUGAAGUUCUCGGCGCCGAUCCGGGACAAGGUCCGGCUCGGAAAGCUGGAGGUGCAGGGGGCGAUCUACGACCUCCGCACGGGGCGGGUGGAGUUUCUUGGACCCUCCCCGAGACAAGAGGAGUUCAUGUCCUCGCAGCAGCCGCUGCCCUUGUCAGUGGCCCGGGACACCUGGGUUGCACGGCCAGAGAGCAACGCGGCGACCGCGGCAGCGCGCGCGCUGGAGGUGUUGAAGGAGGGCAACCGCCGCUUCGCGGAGAACCGGUCCAACCGCUGCGCGCGGAGCGCCCUCACGGCUCGCCGCACCCGGCCCUCGCCACUGGCGGCAGUGCUGGGAUGCGCGGACUGCCGGGCGCCGGUGGACACGGUCUUCGACGCACCAGGGGACCUCUUCGUGCUGAGGAACGCUGGCAAUACCUGCACUCAUGCGGAGGGCAGCAUCUUAGGCAGCCUGGAGUUUUGCGCCUCCAAGCUGAACUCCAAGCUGAUCCUGGUGCUGGGCCAUACCCACUGUGGCGCGCUGGCGGGGGCGGCGCAGACCUACCUCAAGCGCCAGGCGGCCGGCGAGCCGUCGAAGCCUGGGGCGCUGGAGGGUCUGCUGACGGCGCUGUCGGCGGUGGCCAAAAGCUCCGCGGAGGAGCUGGGGGGCGGCUUCGAGUUCCGGGACCUGGCACGGCACUCCGUGAAGGUCAACGUGUUUCACUCCAUCAACUUCAUGCUGAGGUGCAGCUCGCCCUUGCGAGAGCUGGUGAAGUCCGGAGGUUUGGAAAUCCACGGGGGCAUCUACCACCUGGAAACGGGCCGCGUGGAGUUCCUGGGCCAGUCACCUCAGCAGGCGGAGCUGCUGCUUUUGCAUUCGCCGUCAGUGCCACAGGUCCACACUUCCGAGGCGCCGAUCUUGGCGCCACCGGCUCUGGAACGGCUCUGGGCGGGCAACCAGCGCUACCUGGGAGGUAUCCACAGGAGCGGCUCCUGUGACCGGAAGGCUUUGGUCGAGAGUCAGGCGCCGCACACGGCCAUAGUUGGGUGCGCGGACGCCCGCACGCCCUUCGAGCUCCUGUUCGAUGCCAUGCCCGGGGACAUUUUUACGCUGAGGAAUGCCGGCAAUGCCUGCACCCGUGCAGAAGGCAGCAUGCUGGGAAGCCUGGAGUUCUGCGCCGGACUGGGCACCCAACUGAUCCUCGUGCUGGGCCACAGCAACUGCAGGGCCUUGAAAAGCGCUGCCCAGGUUCGGCACGAAGGCGCGGCCGACGAGAGCCCGGUGGAUGCCUUACUGGCGUCGCUGAGCGUGGUCUGCCGAGAGGCGGAGAAGAGGCUGGGACCUGUCAGUGAGGAGGAGGUCCUCAAGCUGGCGACGGAGCUGAACGUGCUCAGGUCGAUGGACUUCCUUUUGAAGUAUAGCCGCCUGGUGCGCGAGAGGGUUCGGAAGGGCGAGCUCGAGGUCCACGGCGCGAUCUUCGACGAGACCGGCGCUGUGCGCUUCUUGGGCUGCAGCCCUCAGCAGCAGAGUUUGUUGGAGUGCGACGCGGCCCUGGACAAGGUCUUGGGCGCGUGA
This is a messenger RNA of Effrenium voratum, 2175 nucleotides long. Lineage: Eukaryota; Dinophyceae; Suessiales; Symbiodiniaceae. The record is from the annotation of a GenBank genome assembly.